AUGGCUAUCAAAACAACUGAAGCAUCCCCUGCUUACAUCCCCACCGUCGACAUUGGUGCUUGGUUGAACCCUGACGCUACCGAGGCAGACAAACAGCAUGUCGUCGACCAAGUCCAUCAUGCCGCCACCACGUACGGCUUCUUCCAGAUUGUCGAGCACGGUGUCACCCCCGAGACACGUCAGCAGAUUCUUGACCUGACCAAGAAGUUCUUCGCCCUUCCCAUCGAGGAGCGCAUGUCUGUUAGCGUCAGCAACUCCCUGGGCCAGUCUUUCAGAGGCUACGAACCAUCAUUGAUUCAGACUCACCACAAGGGUCUGCUGCCAGAUACGAAGGAGACAUUCAUCGUAGGCGCGGAGAUUCCCGCAGACCAUCCUGAUGCAGGCACUUUCUCCUGCGGGCCUAACCUCUGGCCAAAAGCCAUCCCGGACGAGGACUUCCGCCAGCCCGUAAUGGCCUACCAGGCGCAGAUGGUGAACCUGGUCAAGAUCCUGCUCAAGAUUCUGCGCCGCGGUCUCCCGGAGUCAUGGGACUGCGCUCCCGAUGCGCUCGACGUGCUGGCUGAGAAUGCCUCCAUCCCGAUGAGAAUGCUUCACUACGGGCCACAGCCUGUCCGCGACGACAGACAGUUUGGAGUCGCCGACCACACCGAUUUCGGCUGCGUCACCAUCCUUCUUCAGGAACUGGGCACAAAGGGUCUUGAGGUGUGGUACCCGCCGACCGAGACAUGGAUUCCUGUGCCGCCUAAGAAGGACGCAUACGUGAUCAAUAUUAGCGAUACUAUGGAUCGCUACACGGGCGGGUACUAUCGCAGCGCGCGUCAUCGUGUGCUCACUACGGACAGGGAUCGCUACAGCGUUGCCUUCUUCCUCAAUGGGAACUUGAAGCUUGAUGCGCCGGUUCUCGAUGGCUCUGGCGGUCGCAUUGUUCUCGGGGAGCAGAUUCGCCAGAAUGCGAUCAAGACGUUUGGUGGUAAGACGGGCGAUUUGCUCAAGAAUGCAAAGGAGUUGGAGGUGAGAUAG
Messenger RNA from Pochonia chlamydosporia 170, 1020 nucleotides. RefSeq names its product Oxoglutarate/iron-dependent oxygenase. Gene Ontology annotation, molecular function: dioxygenase activity. The record is from RefSeq and is a predicted model, not a curated record. The transcript is spliced from 3 exons. NCBI's taxonomy places the organism in Eukaryota, Fungi, Ascomycota, Sordariomycetes, Hypocreales, Clavicipitaceae. Bases 1 to 1020 code for a protein of 339 amino acids.